Molecule: messenger RNA, 1910 nt
Organism: Ipomoea nil (Japanese morning glory)
Lineage: Eukaryota; Viridiplantae; Streptophyta; Magnoliopsida; Solanales; Convolvulaceae
Product: phosphatidylinositol/phosphatidylcholine transfer protein SFH12-like
Exons: 12
Coding region: 53-1768 (571 amino acids)
Source: RefSeq, a predicted model, not a curated record
GCUAUCAUAAGCAGUGUAAGCUCUAAUCAAGCCUGCAAUUCUGAGUGGCAAUAUGUCCGUGGAGCCACCGGUCAAGCCAGGCAGCAUGGAAAAGAUUGAAAACACGAGGCUCGAGUCAUUCAAGAAGAAGGCCAUUAGUGCCUCGAACAAGUUCAGAAGCUCUCUAAGCAAAAAGAGCAGGAGAAACAGCAAAGUGUUUUCGCUUGUCAUGGAUGACGAGCACGAUGCUGAGGAAGUUAAAUCUGUUGAUGCCUUCCGCCAAGCUCUUAUCCUCGAGGAAUUGCUUCCAGCGAAGCAUGAUGACUAUCAUAUGAUGCUGAGGUUUUUGAGGGCCAGGAAGUUUGACAUUGAGAAAACAAAGCAAAUGUGGUCUGAUAUGCUCAAUUGGAGGAAGGAGUUUGGGGCUGACACAAUCACAGAGGACUUCGAUUUCAAGGAGAAAGAAGAGGUCCUUAAGUACUAUCCCCAAGGGCAUCAUGGGGUCGACAAGGAUGGAAGGCCGGUAUAUAUUGAAAGACUUGGUCUGGUUGAAACCACGAAGCUCAUGCAAGUUACCACCAUGGAUCGUUAUCUGAAGUACCAUGUACAGGAGUUUGAGAGGACCAACAAUGAUAAAAUGCCAGCUUGUACAAUCUCUUCCAAAAAACACAUUGAUCAGAGCACAACUAUUCUGGAUGUGCAAGGAGUGGGACUGAAAAACUUCACCAAGUCAGCUAGGGAACUCAUUCAGGCCCUUCAAAAAGUUGAUGGUGACAAUUACCCUGAGACCUUGUGUCGUAUGUUCAUCAUCAAUGCUGGAUCUGGAUUUAGGCUCUUGUGGAACACAGUCAAGUCUUUCCUUGACCCCAAGACCACUGCUAAGAUUAACGUUCUUGGCAACAAGUACCAGAGCAAGUUGCUUGAAAUCAUUGAUGCAAGUGAACUUCCAGAUUUCUUUGGUGGCACCUGUACUUGUGCUGAAAAGGGAGGAUGUAUGGUCUCUGACAAAGGCCCAUGGAAUGACCCAGAAAUCAUGAAGAUGGUUCGCAAUGGCGACCACAAAUGCUCAAACCAUUCGGCCAAUUCAGCUUCAGCUUCAGCUUCAGCUGUUGAAGAGAAAACGAUUGUAGAGUACGAGGGUUCGAAUAAUGUGAAGAAAGCUGUUUCUUUCAAGGUGGAGUCUCCCAAGAAGGUCUCUGCUCUUCAACAGGAAAUGCAGAUGCCCCAACCCGAUCAGUAUACCCCCCCGGUGAACAAGAAUGUUCCACCAAAUUGGAAUAGAGCAGUAAGUACCGCAAAGGGUGACAACUAUGCUGUUGCAAAAGUGCCAAAUUUUUACCCGGUGGCUUACACGUCCCCAGACGGAGGCAACCAGCUCUUCUCUAGCAUGAUGACGUUUUUCAUGGGCGUCUUCACCAUGGUCAGGAUGUCACGCAACAUGCCUGCUGCUCCUAGGGGUUUCAAUGAUCCCGGGUUUUGCUCUGGCAACGGGAUGAUGAAUGGCCAGGGAUAUCAGCUCCCUGAAUCUACUGUGUCUGUCACAGAGUUCAUGAACAUGAUGAAACGCGUGGGAAGCCUGGAGGAGAAGCUCAUUACUCUCAGCAAGGAACCACCCACCAUGCCACCUGAGAAGGAGGAACAACUCAACAAUGCUUUGAGUCGCGUUGAUGCCUUGGAGCAAGAACUCGAAGCCACCAAGAAGGCUCUCGAGGAGACUCGUAGCCAUCAAACUGAGAUAGAAACCUAUAUCGAGAAGAUGAAGAAGAAAAAGAAGUUCUUUGGUUUCUAAUCAUCCAAAUUGUGACACACUAAACAUCUGUAGCUACCUACAUAUGUAUAGGAAGACCAUAAAAGGUAAGUACCUUUAUAUAUUAGGGGAGAUGAUACUUUUAUUAACAAUCAAACCAUAAUGGUAAAUCAUAUUUAGUUCA